Messenger RNA from Melospiza melodia melodia, 5101 nucleotides. It is a transcript of the gene BBS12, whose product is annotated as Bardet-Biedl syndrome 12. The transcript has 2 exons. Lineage: Eukaryota; Metazoa; Chordata; Aves; Passeriformes; Passerellidae. Bases 86 to 2212 code for a protein of 708 amino acids. Gene Ontology annotation, biological process: photoreceptor cell maintenance; chaperone-mediated protein complex assembly. The record is from RefSeq and is a predicted model, not a curated record.
CCUGAGGGAGCGGCGGCCGUGUCCAGGCAACUCCGUGUCCAGGGAAGCGGCGGGAGCGCGGCCCCUCCGAUGCUGCCCACUGCCCAUGGCUUUCAGGGAUGUGAAUGCCAGGAGACACAUUGGACUCCAACAACUCUCAGCCUUAGCAUCCACUGGGAGAACAUUCCUGGGGCCAGUGAAAUCACAUAAAUUCAUUGUGGAUGAAAUCACCAAGCAGAGCACAUUGAUUUGUUCUGCUGUUAGGCUGCUGGAAAGUUUGGAUUUGACAAGCGCUGUUGGGCAGCUUCUCAACGAGAGCAUUCAGGCCCAGAAGAAGGAGUUUAAGACGGGGAUGAGCACCCUGUUGUUCCUGGUUGGAGCGUGGAGCAGUGCUGUGGUGGAGUGCCUCCAGCAGAACGUUCCUGUUCCAGCUAUAGUGUCUGUGAUGUCUGAGGGGUUGAACUCCUGCUGUGAGAGAGUCCAGUGUCUUCAGAUACCAACACAUGAUGUGAAGAAAGAGCUGUGUUCUAGCAGAGUUAGGCCAAAGGCUUCUGAAAGCAAAACUGGCCAAGCUGGACGUGAUGCUUUUACAAAUCCUUGGGAUUUGCUGUGUUUUCAGAGAGAUAUUUCUGCAACAGAAGAAGUAAUCCCAAUAAAUUCUUGUUCCCAUCAAGGAGAUGAUUGUAAUUUUAACAAGCUCCUGGUUUCACCCUUGGCUGGCUUUGGUUCAGUGGCUUUAUUUGUCAAGGCAGCGGGUGACAGAAGUUCACCUGCGCUGUCUGGAAGUGCUGUUACUGCUUCCAGCUGUAUCACACAGAAGUUAACCCACAGCAGACACUUCAGCACUCUAGGGAAAGGCCCUUCUGCAAGUCAGCAGGGAAGUUUUCAGGGACACCUUUCAGGACCACCAGCAGAUGUGUGUGGGUGUUGUGGUUUAGGACACCUGGCAGUGGCUCUGAGCCACGGAAACCAGAGCAGCGUGAAGCUGCUACAAAGCAUUGCUGCCUAUCAGCAAGAGAGAGCAGAGGGCAGUGGCAAUUCCCAGAUUAAUAUUGCAGAGAUUGUGACGUGCUGUGUGCUGGGCCUGCCCGAGAGCUAUUCCUGUGUCUCCCCAGGCUUUGUCACCUUGGUGUCACCAGAGCAAGCCUCAGUCAUCAAACACUUUGCAGACAAACCCCUCCGCGUUCUGCUGAUGGAUGGUGACCUCACGGAGGGGUACCGACACUUAGGGUUUAACAGACCACCUAAUGUAAGGACCAUCUUGGAGCAUCCCAGUCCACAGGGAUGGGCAGGAGAUGCGUGGCUAAGCAAAACGUUGGAUAUUCUGAUGAGCUUUGAAGUAAACCUGGUUUUGGUCAAAGGAAACGUGUGCAAGAACUUGAUGGAGAGGUGCACGGCCAGCAGGAUAUUGGUAGUUGGCUGCGUGGCCCGGGAUGUGCUGCGUGCCUUCGGGGCAGCCACCGGUGCCCGGGCAGUGACGUACCUGAGCCAGCUGAACGCUGCCUCCGUCGGGAGCGGGGCCUGGGCGGAGCUGUGGAAGAGCAGCGAUGGGCGUGCGGUGGAUCUGGGCGAGCUGCUGCCGGCGCGGAUCAGCGCGGGAGGCAUCGCGCUGCUCACGGCCGUGCUCACCACUGCCCUGCCUUGCAAGGCGCAGCUCCUCGAGGACCAGUUCUGGACUUUGCUGUAUCGGCUCCAUCACGCUCUGAAGGACGGCAAGGUUUUCCCUGGGGGCGGUGCGGUGGAGCUCUUGUGCCUCAGUCACGUCCAGGCGCUGGCAGAGCAGCCCGGGCGGCCGGGAAGCGACAGAGCUGCGAGAGAGUUCCCCAGUCCCUGGCUGGCAGAGCAUAAGCCCGUUGUGCUCCAGGCACUGGCGAGCGGCUGGAGGCGGUACCUGGCCGUGCUCCUGCGGAACACUGCGAGGGCCGGCUCGGAGCUGGAAGCAGGUGCCUCCGUGGAUCGUCACCUCCAAGAAGCAGCGGCCUGUGGCUCUCCCUCAGCUUACAUUUUGGAACAGUUUAGGAGAGGGGGAGUGCUCGGGAGUGGCUCUGAACCCGACCCUGAGCAGGUCACAGGUUUAAGGGUUUGUGAUAACGUUGCAGCCAAGACGGAGGCGUGGAGGAGAGCUCUGGACCUGGUGCUGCUGGUGCUUCAGACUGAUGCCGAAAUUGUCACAGGCCCCAGAGGGCAUCAGAUCCUGAACUCACCUGUGUCAAGCGAAUUUAUGUUUUUAUAGGAUUUUGAGGAUUUGUAAGUCCGUGGGAGAAGGCUGGGUGCAACCUACAUGUCUUUUUAUAAAGCAAACAGUGAGGUGUGAUUGUGACUAGAAUGUAACAGCAGAAGUCAGAAUGAGAGACAGUCACAAAGUGAUUUCUUAUUUCUAGAAAUGAGAAUUAAAUAACAAACAAAAAACCACUUGUGGGUUUAUCUCUAACCCAGGCCAUGCAUUUCUAGCUAAUGGUAUUGCCUGUGUUGAUGUCCCCUAAUGUCUUCUGAAGAAAGGUGGAGAUCUCUUACAUUAUAUUGCUGUACUUGUGUUAAAUGAAAGAAUAUUUGUAAUUAUUUCUUAAUUAAUACCUUUUUCUUAAUUUCUGUACAUUGCAAACAUAAGAGUUAAACUUGAAAUAAUGUGAGUGUUACAUUUUAUAUGAGAGUUUGUAUUUAUAGAUUCUAUUUUUGCAUAUUUAUAUGGUCCAUACAUCACUGAUUUCCUAAUGUAGACCCUCUGGAAUUUCCCUGGUUUUGACCAAUUCAGGCUGAAUCCUUCUUUUUGGUAUUACAGACCGGAUGCAUCUCUACACAAAAUUUUCCUUUACCUUCCCAACUGGAUUUUUAGAUCAUUUCCAUGGGGUCUUUCAGCUGUCCUUGCAGAGAGGAAAAUGUUGCUGUUAGUUUUCAGUGCUGGCUAACAACUAAAUCUCUCCCGGUGACUGAGGCAGGGCAUUUUUGCUGUGUUACAGCACUGACAGUUUGAAAGCUGGGCAUGGAGAGCUGGCACUUCGUUGCAACAGAGAGGUGUGUAACUAUGGAGAUAUUUUUUUUCUGAACUUGGCAUUCUGAGUCACACUGAAAGUGAAAUGUCUCACCAGUCUGGUGAAAAUAGAAUGGAAAACGAAUGGAAAUGGUGAUGCUAAAGAGAAUCCUUGCAUUCAAGAGCUUUCUCAUGAAAAUGCUCAUGGCUGGCAGCACAGAUAAUAAAAUUCAUCCACAAAUAAGGUUUAGAUGCUUAUUGGGAGUAUCUGUAGUAAAGUCAUGUUACGUCUUUGACCUGAAACUAAAUAUUCUGGUUUUCUGUCAGAUCCCAGAAUUUGGUGGAUUUUGGCAAAAUACUGUAGGAGCUUACAAUUUUAAGUUGGAACAGUAGUUCCUAGUAGCAUAAGGAUCUCGUUAGAGUACAGUUUUGAUCAUCCUGCAAUUUUUAUUUUCAUUAUUAGAAAGUUGGCAAUUUAUUGUGUAGCUUCUGGGCCACAUUCUUGAUGUACCAAGCUGUGAGAAAGAGUCUGGUAGAUCAAAAGAGACAAAAGGAGCUGGGGCUGUUAAGUGAGAAUGAAAUGGAAGCACAGCACAUAAAUAAAUAUAAACAGACUCUGCUGCUCUGCAAGUGUUUGCAGCUCAUGUUGGGCUUUACACUGUUUUUCUCGAGCCUCCUGUACUGUGCAUUGCAUAACCCCUGUUCCCAGGGAAAGCUCCACUUGGACUUUAUUUGAAUAAUAGAGUGAAGUGUGUUAUGGAAAAUCUGCAGACAGCAAUUGUAUUGAGGUGCUCCAACAUCUAUUUAUGGGACUCUUAGGCACUGGGAGCUGACGCACCAAAUGUUGAGAAAGUCCAAAAUGAUGUAAUUUUUCCAAUCAGGCUUUUGAAAAGCACAUCAUGAUAUAUUUAAAUGUUGUGAUGCCAAACCACGACAAGAGGUUUUCAAAAAAGCUGUCAGAUGUUACAUUUGGAUUAAUUAAUGCCUGUUUUUGUACAGGCCAAUGAAAUGGAACCAUUUAUAAACUGGGUACAUCCUGUAUCCUGGGUUACUUAAAAUUCUGUCUGAUGUGCACAGAAGAUUGCCAUGCAAGCUCUCCUCAAGGCAUCCUCUCCUGAAAUUUGGGAUACAACAUUCUGCUGUGGCUCCCUCAGCCCCAGGUCUCCCAAAGCUCUCUGCACCAUGGAGUGGAGAUCCCGCGCCUGUGUGCCAUGGCGCUCGGCACAGAAAUGAUUUCAACAUCUGCCACAGCUCCUGCCAGCAGAGGCUCCUCCUCUGGACACAAAGGCUGUUUGUGUAGAGCAUGGUGUGAUGGCAGAGCUAAGCUUUCACAUGUGAUGUGCUCGGUAAAUUGGGAAAUGGCUGAGAUUCAGGAGUUGGCACAUCUUGCUCCCCGCUGGAACCAAGUCCCAGUCAGGUGCCUUGUUUCUCCCUUGCAUCCCAGUAUCAUCAUUGCCAUCUCACUCCACCUUCUGUUGGGGGCUGAUGGCAUUGUAUUUCAUAUUUCUCUUUAUUAAAAAAAAAUUUUAUGUGUCUGUACCUUGAGGAUAUCCUGAAAUGUAGGAGAGGUCUCGUAAUUCAUAGCAACCAGACCCUUGUCCCAAGCUGAGCCAGCCUGGAGGGCACAGCCCCCUGCCAAUUCUGUCCAUGUAAGGGACAUGGAUCAGUGGCUGUCAGGAGGCACCUGAGAGUUUGCCUGCUGCCAGGUGUGCUGAAAAUGGGAGCUGGGAAGUGUGGGAGACUGUGUGUCCCUACAGUGCUCCCCAGGCAGGAGAGGAGUGACUCUGGGAGGGUGAGGAGAAAACUGUUAAGACUGUUUGUUUGCACUGAACUCCUUUAGAUACCCUAGGCCAGGGCUGAUGGAGAGGCUGGGAGAACAUUUUCCUUUUUCUUAGAGGAGGGAGUUGGAGAGGGCCAUUGAAUCUAGGAGAAAAGUUAUGGAGUGACAAGAGAUUUUCAGCUCUGCUCACAAGGAUGAGGUGACUGCAGGCCUGAGUCAUCCCAUCAGUCACACUGCCAGCAAAAAGUCCUUCUGAAGAAUGGGAAGAAGUGACCUUCUUCCAUGCAAAGCAGCUUGGCUUCCCAGAACCAACAUCCACAGGAGCUGAACCAACAUCACCAGGUAUCAAGUGAAUGAAAUGUCUUGUAACUGUU